GGUCUGGUCGGCUCUCACCUGGGCCGGCCCGCCGCACUUCCUCCCGCCCCGCCGCCCCGCCCCUUCCACAUUCCUGCUGGGCCCAGGCUCCGGUGCUCUCGGUGCUGGAGGCCAGUGCCUGCUGGCCGGGCGCGAUGCAGGCGGCCCAGGAGCCCAGCAAGCAGGUCAAGGUGGUCCUGGUGGGGGAUGGCGGCUGCGGGAAGACCUCACUGCUCACGGUCUUUGCAGAGGGGUACUUCCCCGAGACCUACACCCCCACGGUGUUCGAGCGGCUCUCGGUGAAACUGCAGGUGAAGGGUAAGACCGUGCAACUCCAGAUCUGGGACACAGCAGGCCAAGUGGACUAUGACCGCCUGCGGCCCCUCUUCUACCCGGACGCCGGCGUCCUGCUUCUCUGCUUCGACGUGACCAGCCCCUACAGCUUUGACAACGUCCUCAACCGGCUCACUCAGACUGACAGGGCGCUGCUCUGUAGGCCCUGGCCGGCCCCUCUCCCCAACCAGGCUGAGGACCCCUCGGUGGCCAAGCCUCACCUCCCUCCCUCACCCGCAGUGGUACCCGGAGGUGAGCCACUUCUGCAAGGACGUGCCCAUCAUGCUCGUGGGUUGCAAGACCGACCUGCGUAUGGACAGGUCACAGUUAAACAGGCUUCGGAAGAUGCGGCUGGAGCCAGUGACCUACAGCAGGGUAGGGAGCCAGCCCUGGGAGAGGGCCAGGAGAUGGCGCGCUCCGUGGGGGCCGUGGCCUACCUGGAGUGCUCGGCGCUGCUGCAGGAGAACGUGCAGGCGGUCUUCCAGCAGGCGGCCAAGGUGGCCCUCAGCAGCCGUGGCCAAAACAUCUGGCGCAGAAUCACCAGGAGUUUUUGUGUGAUCACCUGACAGCUGGGGCUGACUGGACUGCACUGCCAACAGACAGCCCCCCCCAGCCCCAAGCCAGGCCCCCCCACAUACACACACACAUAUCCCGGGGUCC
This is a messenger RNA of Erinaceus europaeus (western European hedgehog), 972 nucleotides long. RefSeq names its product ras homolog family member D (gene RHOD). The record is from RefSeq and is a predicted model, not a curated record. Gene Ontology annotation, molecular function: GTPase activity; GTP binding. The coding region runs from base 135 to 878 and encodes 247 amino acids. The transcript has 5 exons. Gene Ontology annotation, biological process: small GTPase-mediated signal transduction; cell migration. Lineage: Eukaryota; Metazoa; Chordata; Mammalia; Eulipotyphla; Erinaceidae.